Molecule: messenger RNA, 4938 nt
Organism: Vespa mandarinia (Asian giant hornet)
Lineage: Eukaryota; Metazoa; Arthropoda; Insecta; Hymenoptera; Vespidae
Gene: fwd
Product: phosphatidylinositol 4-kinase beta fwd
Biological process (GO): phosphatidylinositol-mediated signaling; phosphatidylinositol phosphate biosynthetic process
Cellular component (GO): cytoplasm; membrane
Molecular function (GO): 1-phosphatidylinositol 4-kinase activity
Source: RefSeq, a predicted model, not a curated record
UUGGUAGCAGUGGCGCCGUGCCAGUCGGUGCAUCGUGCGGCGCGAGCAGUCGAGCCUGGCGAGGUCGUCUCUCGCGUCGCCUUUCUCGUGUCUCUCUCUCUCUUGCUCGGUGGUCACACAACUACACAACGUUCUUCGCGUAGAACGCAUAAUACUUGAAACUUGUGAAUUCUACUAGUGAGAAAACAUUUAAAAGAGAAGUUCCAAAGUUUUUCGAAGAGGAAGAAGAAAAAAACAGAAAAGAAAAAAAGAAAGAGGGAAAAUCAUAUAUAUAUAUACAAUAUAUAUAUAUAUAUACAUAUACAUCAUGUAUGUAUGUAUAUAUACAUGUACGCAUACAUAUAGGUAAAAAGAAAGAGAUAGAGGUAGAUAGAGAGAAAGAGAAAGAACUCGGGAAAAGUCGUGAGUGGUUCGUGCGUUCGAAAUGUACGUGGUGUGAGGCUAUGAAGAAGAAACGAGGAUCAGUGUUGGAAGAAGUCACCGUUGUCGUUGUUGGGCGUAGCCGGGCGUCGCGCGAAAUUGCUUGAAAGCGGCCUCUCCUACGCUCUCAGUGCGUGACAGUACUGGAGCUCUCUGCCAUUGGAAAAGGAUAUGUAUCCAUCUCUCUUUCACUCGCAACAUCGUUACUACAAGCAAUACUACUACUAUUCAUUGGUAUCAACUAAUAUACUCGGAUUCUACUUUACCGUCCCUAUCUAAAGAGAGACAGACACUGUCGUGGAAGUUUGAGUAAAAAAGUUACACAAGAAAUAGUGAUCGAAGAUUAUUAUGCCAUCGGUGUGAUUGUAGCACAAAUUUCGGAUUCUCGAAAGCGAGGUGAGCUGUCAACAUGAACAGCAGAUGACUGUUGGCUGAGCCAGUGCUCGUUUAAGUUUAAUAUGAGCGAAGUCGUAGCCGUAACAGUGCCUACUGGUGGAUCGACGCGCCAGGAAAGCGUGGCACAUAUCAAAAGGCACAAAUUAGCUAACUGUAAUGUUCCUCUUGUUCAUGGCCGACCAAAUCCAUCAAUCAGCGCUCGCAAUAGGCUGACAACUCAUCAACGAAAUCAUAGUUUGGACUUUAGGUCAAUGGGUAUCUUACUUCCACCGGUGCCCCAAGCGGCCGCGACAACGUUAACGCUGCACCAUAGAAACAGAAGCCUGGAUUCGGCUUUACAACGAAUCCCUGAGGUGGACGUUACUCCGAGUCCAGAAUGCGAGACGAACCCUACGCCCGUAAUUAAGACAACGGUGCCAACCUGCAAGGGACGUAGUCGAGAACGCGAAGAUCUCGCUAGUCUUGGAUCCGACGACUCUGGUAUACUCUGUGGUUCCGACAGCGGUUCUAGUGACGCUGCCAACACAGCUACCAGAGAGUCAAGUGUAGAUCAUUUGCAUAGUAGAGAAAGUCUCGAUUCUACUUUGUCACAAACAGGAGAUAUGGAUGGGAUUGAUGCUGUUGACGGAGAAGACAACAGUGGGGUGUCUGUAUCAGUGUCUCCUGUGGAAUUAGUGUUACGUAGUGAGUCCUUGCCCGAAAAGAAUGGUGAUCGUGAACUCUGUAAACUAAAGAAUCUCGAUAAAACUAAUCAUGAAACUGAGGAACACUCUGGUAUAGUCCUUUGUCCUAAAGAACUUCAAAAUCAUGAAUACCCAUGCGAGGAACCUUGUAAUAGCAUAUCUGAGAAAGCUAUGGAAUAUCAGAAUUCUUCCUCCGAAGUAGCCAUGGUACAAGGAGAAUUGGCAGGCGCUGCGAUGACUUUAUGUUGUGGCACCUCUGCACAACCUGACAAAGAAACUGUAAAAAAACAACCAGAAGUUCAAAGACAAGAGACAGUUCAGCCAAAGCCAUCGGAGGGAUGUUUACUCAGGUUAUUCGAGAGUCAAAUAUUUGAUAUGUCUAUGGCCAUAUCCUAUCUUUUCAAUUCCAAAGAACCAGGUGUUCAGAGUUAUCUAGAUAAAUCUUGCAUUAUGGAUUCUUGCAUAGAAACAGAAAAUUCACACAUAUUUAGUAUAUUUUUAGGUAACAAGAUGUUCAGUUUUCCUGAUAACGAAGUGGAUUUCUAUUUGCCACAAUUGGUGUUAAUGUAUAUACAACUUCAUGAUGUUACUGAAGUUCUUUAUCCAUAUCUUGUCCAUAGAUGUAGACAAUCGGCCGAUUUCUCGUUAAAAUGUGCUUGGCUACUAGAUGCAUACAGCUCUGAUGCUCAUUUGCCAUCCAAAAAGAAGUCUCAUGGGACCAAAUUAAAAAAUCUCAUUUUGUCAGAUGAACUUAGGCCGAAAGGAAAUCUGACACGAAAGCAACGAUCUUCCGCGUUGCAAGUUCCUGCUUCGCCGCCAUUACCUUUAACACAGAACGUUAUGUCACCUAAUAAGAAAACUCACCAAAGAUCUCAAUCGGAUGCUACUGGAUUGUUCCAAACUUUACGCCGUAGUCAUUCCGGUACAAUAAAUAAAGUAAGCCUUGGGGACCUGAGCUCUGGUCGAGCAUUUGACAAUGGUUGUACCUGUUUUUAUUCCUGCCAAGGUGUGGUAAAUGAUUUAAGAGGUCAAAAAACCGAUUGCUUCUGCAAUGCACCCCGUCUUGCUCCAGAACUUGAAUUUAUUCAAGCAUUGAUAUCUAUUGGUAAAUUACUUGGGACUAUUCCAACAAAAGAAAGUAAGACUGUACAGUUGGUAGCAGAACUUAACACUCUUAAUUUAAAUCUUCCUGCAAGGGUAUGGUUGCCUUUGCAUAGUACAGUACCGCAUCAUAUUGUAAGAGUCCCUCCACAAUAUGCUGCUGUGCUUAAUAGUAAAGAUAAGGCACCAUAUAUUAUUUAUGUCGAAGUAUUGGAAGUAGAAGAUUUAUAUACAUCACCUGUGCCGACCAAAAUUAUGGGAAGUUCAUUAAGGCAUACGAAGUCUGAAGAAAAUUUAACUGGUGGUGAACAGUCUAAUGUGACGUCAUCAUCUAAUCUGGUUUCUGCUGAAAUGCAGCAAAACGUAACAACAGCACUUAGACAGACUCCUGUUAAAAAUAUCUCUCCAUAUUCUGUUAAGAAUACAGAAAUAGCAUUUAAUUUUCCCGAUGACGAUCCAAAUGAUUGUUGGAGUCAAGAAGACGAUGAAAUCACACAACAGUAUUUACAAUUACGUAAGCCCAGAGAUAGAGAUACGAUAUCGCAAUUAAGUCAAGAAUCAUCUGAUAGUCGAGAACCAGUUUUUGUACCUGGUGAUAUAAAACGUCGUCUAAGUGAAAUGACUGCUACACCUAGUGCAACAUUUAACCAUGAUCCAGAGGAUCCAUCAGCCGCCGUCCUCAAAGAGCCAUGGGAAUUAAAGCAGAAACGUAUUAGAGCAUCCAGUCCAUAUGGUCAUUUAGCUUCUUGGAGACUUCUUGCCGUUAUUGUAAAAUGUGGGGAUGAUUUAAGACAAGAACUUCUUGCUUCCCAAUUACUUUCAAUGUUACAAAAAAUUUGGCUAGAUGAGAAAAUUCCACUUUGGGUUCGACCAUACAAGAUUUUAUGUUUAUCCAAUGAUAGUGGAUUGAUAGAACCAAUAUUGAACACUGUAUCUUUACAUCAAAUAAAAAAGCACUGUCAGCUGACUCUUCUACAAUACUUCGAACGAGAAUUUGGUCCUUCAAAUUCAGAAGCGUUUAUCGUAGCUCAAAAGAACUUCGUGCAAAGUUGUGCUGCUUACUGUCUUAUAAGUUAUCUCAUUCAAGUGAAGGAUCGUCACAAUGGAAACAUUUUACUACAUAGCGAUGGACACCUAAUACAUAUAGAUUUUGGAUUCAUAUUAUCAACCUCACCUCGCAAUUUGGGAUUUGAGACCAGUCCAUUUAAAUUGACUCCCGAAUUUGUUGAAGUGAUGGGUGGUAGUCAAUCAAAAAUUUUUCAACAAUUUAAAACUCUCAUUCUUCAAGGUUUAAUCGCAGCACGAAAGCAUAUGGAAAAGAUUGUUAAUCUAGUAGAAAUCAUGUUAUCAGGAUCUCAACUUCCUUGUUUCCGCAGUGGAGGAGCCGCUACGGUUCAAGGAUUGAAAAAUAGAUUUCAUCUUACGCUUACGGAAGACCAAUUACGUCGCCAUGUUGAAGAUUUGGUCGAAGGUAGCAUUCAUUCUUGGUCUACUAAACUGUAUGACCGAUAUCAGUACUUCGCAAACGGUACUCUUUAAUGCCGUAGUGAAGCUUUUCAUCCACGCCAGUGUCAUAAUUUUUUGGCGUCGGAAGAUAUUUUUAUCAUGGACAAAGAAGAGAACAGUUGCAAAUAAUAUCAAUUUAAUAAUGUGGGAUUUCUUCCACACUUUUAAAUACACUUUUCAACAUUCCACGAGCACAAAGUACUUUUGAAUCUUUUCGAUGGUCAAGGAGAUAUCGUUCCAGUGUGAAUAAAUUGCUCUCCGGUCCUUUUUUCUUUUUUUGUUUUUCUUUUCUUUUUUCUUUUUCUUUUUUUUUUCUAUAAAAUUAAAUAGUCUAAAUCGAAUCGCGUUAACUGGAUUAGGUCAAUUACGUCUGAUCUUCGAAUUACUUGUCGCUUUGGCAGCCCAGUGUGGUGGGCAUGGUAGGUAGAUCAUUUUAGAAGAAAUUUGAGGCAUUCGAAAUGAGGCAUGAAUAGAUAAAAAUCAUUUUAGAUUAAACUCUUGAGGCAUUUGAAACGAAAAGUUUUACGCGAACUACGCUGCUUUAAAGAUAUUGGAUUGUAGCAAAUAAUAAGUACAGUUAAUAUAUUUAUUAUAAAUGCUAUAAAACAUUAAAUGAUAAAGUAUUUGUUAUGACUAUGUUAAUUUAUGGUAAACAAAACAUAUUAAGAAAAUUGAGAGAAGAUGACUAUUUCCGUUUAAGAGAAUUCAAAUUUUAAACGGGAAAUAAUUUUUGAUGUUUACAGUGCCCAGUUAGUUACAUAAUGUUUACAUAUGCAUAUUGUUUUUCGUUCAUUGUAUUAAUACAGCAGUUUAUGUAAGCCUCAAUUGACAA